This is a messenger RNA of Suillus paluster, 495 nucleotides long. RefSeq lists its product as uncharacterized. The record is from RefSeq and is a predicted model, not a curated record. The transcript has 4 exons. Lineage: Eukaryota; Fungi; Basidiomycota; Agaricomycetes; Boletales; Suillaceae. The coding region runs from base 1 to 495 and encodes 164 amino acids.
AUGGUUCAGGAUGUUUCAGGACUGCUGAACCAAAACGGAACUGUUCUGAAUGAGUCCAGUUCUGGUUGGUGUGACAACCAUGGACCAAACCACAGAGAACUGGACCAAAAGUCUGGUUCAAACCAUGGUUCUGGACCAGACUGUGGCAGCACUAACCAGGGUGAACUCAUGAUCUUUCUAUUACAUAUCAGAGUCUUCAAUGGCACAAAAUCCAUCAGCAUCAAAUUCACAGGGCACUUCAUCAAAAUCAUGAGCAACAAGACCAAUAGCCCUGAAAUACCUGUGCUAUUGUUGGCAUUGGUUGUGAUGGCAGUAAUGUCCUUCUGUCUAGUUCCUCAAGGACUUAAGGAGAACGUGCCAAAGAAGUUUCACUACAUGAUGGCUGACAUUUAUGAAGCCAUACAGAUCUUGAAACAGAAGGGCAGUGAAAAUCUGGCCAAUGAGCAUAGAAAGGCACUGGCACUACUUGACCUUGAUGGCAUGGGUGAGGAUUAG